This is a messenger RNA of Drosophila subpulchrella, 1494 nucleotides long. RefSeq lists its product as uncharacterized. The record is from RefSeq and is a predicted model, not a curated record. The transcript is spliced from 3 exons. Lineage: Eukaryota; Metazoa; Arthropoda; Insecta; Diptera; Drosophilidae. Bases 95 to 1348 code for a protein of 417 amino acids.
CCCCAAAUUAAGUUGCUGCUCAGCUGCUCUCGGUUUUUUUCUAUUCGGUGCGGUCAGGUGACUUGAAAAAAAACUAAAAAAUAAAUAAGUUACAAUGGGAACCGGCAGCAAGAACUACCAGGCACCGGAAUGGCUUACCGCUGAAUUCCUGCAGGAUGUGCUGAAGGAGCACUUCAAGGAGGAGCAGCUGGCGGUCACGGAGUUGCUGGUUAAAAGCGCCCAAGUUGGCGACCAGGCUGCGGGAUUUGCCAGUGAAAUGCACCGGGCCAGCUUCAAUCUUCAAAGGGGUUCGGCGCCGAAGAGCAAGUUCUCGGUGAUUGUAAAGGAUCAUCCUAAGGGACAAACGGGUGCGGUGGCCCACAGAAGUAAGCUCUUCAAGCGCGAGAUUCUAACCUACAAGGAGGUGCUGCCACGAGUCCAGGCCCUUCUUCAAUCCAUCGGAGAUCAAACGAAAAUUGCCCCCACAUGCUACUACACCACGGAAUCGCCAGAACCCUUCCUGAUCCUGGAGGACAUGCAGUUGUCCGGCUUCGAGAAUUUCGAGCGGGGUCGUCUACUGAACCUGGAUUACGUACUGCCUACCAUUGAGAAGGUCGCCAAGUUGCACGCCUGCAGCGCCCUCAUCGCCCAGGAGAACCCCGAGGUGCUGGAAUUCUUCGACGAGGCGCCCAUCUCCCGUAAUCCCGACCGUCGCGACUUCCUCACCUUCUUCCCCGUGAACAUCCGCUGCGUGGCCGAGGAGGUGGCCCACUGGAAGGGCUACGAGGAGAUCACGGAGAAGAUGUUCAAGCUGGCCGAGAAUGUCCUGCAGAGGGCGUUGACCAUGUUUGAAACCACCGGCAAGGAGUUCCGCGUUUUCAACCUCACCGAUCUGUGGAUCAACAAUCUUUUGUUCCACAUUAACAACGAGACCAAGGAACCCGAUGAUGUGGUCACGUUGGACUUCCAGUUGGCCUACGUGGGAUCCCCAACAAUUGAUCUCAACUACUUCCUCUACGGCUCUUUGAACGAGAAUGUUCGAAAGGUUCAUUUCAAGUAUAUCGUUCGGGAAUACCAGAGAAUCCUACAGCAGACCCUGGAGAAGCUGAAUUACAAGGGACACAUUCCCACUCUUAAGGAAAUCCACAUUGAGUUGAUCAACACCAGUCUAAUGGGUGUCAUUGGUGCCACAUGCUUGACCCCCCUGAUUUUCAGGGAAGGAGCCGGUUUCGAGAACCUCGAGGAUCUAAACUCACGCACCGAAAGCGGCGAUCGUUUCCGUCGCGAAAAUGUCGAGAACCCUAAGUACCGAGCUUUCCUUCAGCGUACUAUUAAAGAGUUUGAGCUGUCCGGAUUCUUGGAUAUUUAAGUGAACGAACCGGAGAGAGAAGCUGACAGACAGAUUACGUUACAUUCGAUCAAAAGUAUUCGGGCUUCCAAAUAGAGUAAGCUUUCCUUUUUUCAGACACUUAAGCUUUUUGACAAACAAAUAAACUACCACCAGUUGUUUUAAAA